Molecule: messenger RNA, 4517 nt
Organism: Carlito syrichta (Philippine tarsier)
Lineage: Eukaryota; Metazoa; Chordata; Mammalia; Primates; Tarsiidae
Gene: PTCH1
Product: patched 1
Exons: 23
Coding region: 130-4029 (1299 amino acids)
Biological process (GO): smoothened signaling pathway
Cellular component (GO): plasma membrane
Molecular function (GO): hedgehog receptor activity; smoothened binding; hedgehog family protein binding
Source: RefSeq, a predicted model, not a curated record
AGGCGGCGGCGUGUGUGGUCCUGUUUUUGGACAGCUUUCAACUCUGGGGGAAAAAAACAUUUGUCUCAAGUUGGUGGACGCGUGAGUCGCGAAUUAAACUAUACUCGCCAGAAGAUUGGAGAAGAGGCUAUGUUUAAUCCUCAACUCAUGAUACAGACCCCGAAAGAAGAAGGAGCGAAUGUCCUGACCACAGAAGCGCUUCUUCAACACCUGGACUCGGCGCUCCAGGCCAGCCAGGUCCACGUGUACAUGUACAACAGGCAGUGGAAAUUGGAACAUUUGUGUUACAAAUCAGGAGAACUUAUCACGGAAACAGGUUACAUGGAUCAGAUAAUAGAAUACCUUUACCCUUGUUUAAUUAUUACACCUCUGGACUGCUUCUGGGAAGGGGCGAAGUUGCAAUCCGGAACCGCAUACCUCCUAGGUAAGCCUCCUUUGCGGUGGACAAACUUUGACCCUUUGGAAUUCCUAGAAGAGUUAAAGAAAAUAAACUAUCAAGUGGACAGCUGGGAGGAAAUGCUGAAUAAGGCUGAGGUUGGUCAUGGCUACAUGGACCGCCCCUGCCUGAAUCCGGCCGACCGGGACUGCCCCACCACAGCUCCUAACAAAAAUUCAACCAAACCUCUUGAUAUGGCCCUUGUUUUGAAUGGUGGGUGUCAUGGAUUAUCCAGAAAAUAUAUGCACUGGCAGGAGGAGUUGAUUGUGGGUGGCACAGUCAAGAACAGCACCGGGAAACUUGUCAGUGCCCACGCUCUGCAGACCAUGUUCCAGUUAAUGACUCCCAAGCAAAUGUAUGAGCACUUCAAGGGGUACGACUACGUCUCGCACCUCAACUGGAACGAAGACAAAGCAGCCGCCAUCCUGGAGGCUUGGCAGAGGACGUAUGUGGAGGUGGUUCAUCAAAGCGUCGCGCAGAACUCCACUCAGAAGGUCCUGUCCUUCACCACCACGACCCUGGAUGACAUCCUGAAGUCCUUCUCUGACGUCAGUGUCAUCCGAGUGGCCAGCGGCUACUUGCUGAUGCUUGCCUAUGCCUGUUUAACCAUGCUGCGCUGGGACUGCUCCAAGUCCCAGGGUGCCGUGGGGCUGGCUGGCGUCCUGUUGGUUGCACUGUCAGUGGCUGCAGGAUUGGGCCUGUGCUCGUUGAUCGGGAUUUCCUUUAAUGCUGCGACAACUCAGGUUUUACCGUUUCUCGCCCUCGGCGUUGGUGUGGAUGAUGUUUUCCUUCUGGCUCAUGCCUUUAGUGAAACAGGACAGAAUAAAAGAAUCCCUUUUGAGGACAGGACCGGGGAAUGCCUCAAGCGCACCGGAGCCAGUGUGGCCCUCACGUCCAUCAGCAACGUCACAGCCUUCUUCAUGGCCGCCUUAAUCCCGAUUCCCGCCCUGCGGGCGUUCUCCCUCCAGGCGGCAGUGGUUGUGGUCUUCAAUUUUGCCAUGGUUCUGCUCAUCUUUCCUGCAAUUCUCAGCAUGGAUUUAUACCGACGUGAGGACAGAAGGUUGGAUAUUUUCUGCUGUUUUACAAGCCCCUGUGUCAGCAGGGUGAUUCAGGUGGAACCUCAGGCCUACACAGAGGCGCACGGCAGCACCCGCUACAGCCCCCCACCCCCGUACAGCAGCCACAGCUUUGCCCACGAGACGCAGAUCACCAUGCAGUCCACUGUGCAGCUCCGGACCGAGUACGACCCCCACACACAUGUCUACUACACCACCGCCGAGCCGCGCUCUGAGAUCUCCGUGCAGCCCGUCACUGUGACCCAGGAUACCCUCAGCUGCCAGAGCCCAGAGAGCACCAGCUCCACACGCGAUCUGCUGUCCCAGUUCUCUGACUCCAGCCUUCACUGCCUUGAGCCCCCCUGUACCAAGUGGACACUCUCAUCUUUUGCUGAGAAGCACUACGCACCGUUUCUUUUGAAACCAAAAGCCAAGGUCGUGGUGAUCUUCCUUUUCCUGGGCUUGCUGGGGGUCAGCCUCUAUGGGACCACCCGGGUGAGAGACGGGCUGGACCUGACAGACAUCGUGCCUCGGGAAACCAGGGAAUAUGACUUUAUCGCGGCACAGUUCAAAUACUUUUCUUUCUACAACAUGUAUAUAGUCACCCAGAAAGCAGACUACCCGAAUAUCCAGCACUUGCUUUAUGACCUUCACAAGAGUUUCAGUAACGUGAAGUACGUCAUGCUGGAAGAAAACAGACAGCUUCCCAAAAUGUGGCUGCACUACUUCAGAGACUGGCUCCAGGGGCUCCAGGAUGCAUUUGACAGUGACUGGGAAACUGGGAAAAUCCUGCCAAACAAUUACAAGAAUGGAUCGGACGAUGGGGUCCUUGCCUACAAACUCCUGGUGCAAACCGGCAGCCGCGACAAACCCAUCGACAUCAGCCAGUUGACUAAACAGCGUCUGGUGGAUGCAGAUGGCAUCAUUAAUCCCAGCGCUUUCUACAUCUACCUGACGGCUUGGGUCAGCAACGACCCCGUCGCAUAUGCUGCCUCCCAGGCCAACAUCCGGCCCCACCGACCCGAAUGGGUCCAUGACAAAGCCGACUACAUGCCAGAAACCAGGCUGAGAAUCCCGGCAGCAGAGCCCAUCGAAUACGCCCAGUUCCCUUUCUACCUCAAUGGCCUGCAAGACACCUCGGACUUUGUGGAAGCGAUCGAAAAAGUCAGAACCAUCUGCAGCAACUACACGAGCCUAGGGCUCUCCAGCUACCCGAACGGCUACCCCUUCCUCUUCUGGGAGCAGUACAUCGGGCUUCGCCACUGGCUGCUGCUGUCCAUCAGCGUGGUGUUGGCCUGCACGUUCCUCGUGUGUGCCGUCUUCCUUCUGAACCCCUGGACGGCCGGGAUCAUUGUGAUGGUCCUGGCGCUGAUGACGGUCGAGCUUUUCGGCAUGAUGGGCCUCAUUGGAAUCAAGUUGAGCGCCGUGCCUGUGGUCAUCUUGAUCGCUUCUGUCGGCAUCGGAGUGGAGUUCACCGUCCACGUUGCUUUGGCCUUUUUAACAGCCAUUGGUGAUAAGAACCGCAGGGCCGUGCUGGCCCUGGAACACAUGUUUGCACCCGUCCUGGAUGGUGCCGUGUCCACUCUGCUGGGAGUGCUCAUGCUUGCGGGAUCUGAAUUUGACUUCAUUGUCAGGUAUUUCUUUGCUGUCCUGGCGAUCCUCACAAUCCUGGGUGUUCUCAAUGGGCUGGUUUUGCUUCCAGUUCUUUUGUCUUUCUUUGGACCGUAUCCUGAGGUGUCUCCGGCCAACGGCCUGAACCGGCUGCCCACCCCGUCCCCUGAGCCGCCCCCCAGUGUCGUCCGAUUUGCCGUGCCUCCCGGUCACAUGAACAGUGGGUCGGAUUCAUCGGACUCGGAGUACAGCUCUCAGACGACGGUGUCCGGCAUCAGCGAGGAGCUCCGCCAUUACGAGGCUCAGCAGGGUGUCGGGGGCCCCGCCCACCAAGUGAUCGUAGAGGCCACAGAAAACCCUGUUUUCGCCCGCUCCACUGUGGUCCACCCCGAAUCCAGGCUUCACCCACCCUCGAACAGUCGACAGCAGCCUCACCUGGACUCGGGGUCUCUGCCUCCUGGACGGCCAGGCCAGCAGCCCCGCAGGGAACCCCCCCGAGAAGGCUUGCGGCCGCCCCCCUACAGACCGCGCAGAGACGCUUUUGAAAUUUCUACUGACGGGCAUUCUGGCCCUAGCAGUCGGGACCGCUCAGGGGCCCGUGGGGCCCGUCCUCACAACCCUCGGAACCCGGCAUCCUCUGCCGUGGGCAGCUCCGUGCCCGGCUACUGCCAGCCCAUCACCACUGUGACGGCUUCCGCUUCUGUGACUGUGGCCGUGCACCCCCCGCCCGUCACUGGACCUGGGCGCAGCCCCCGAGGGGGGCUCUGCCCGGGCUACGAGGGCUACCCCGAGACUGACCCCGGGCUGUUCGAGGACCCCCACGUGCCUUUUCACGUCCGCUGUGAAAGGAGGGAUUCGAAGGUGGAAGUCAUAGAGCUGCAGGACGUGGAGUGUGAGGAGAGGCCCCGGGGAAGCAGCGCCAACUGAGGGUGAUUAAAAUCUGAAGCAAAGAGGCCAAAGAUUGGAAACCCCCCCCGCCCCCACCUCUUUCCAGAACUGCUCGAAGAGAACCGCUUGGUGUCAUGGAAGAGACGAGCACCAGGAGAGCGGUUCACCGUUACUGUAACCGAUUGUAUUAUUUUGUUAAAUAUCUCUAUAAAUAUUUAAGAGGUGUACACAUGUAUAAUAUACGAAGGAACAAUGUAAAGUAGUGUGGGGAGGCUGCAGUGGGACCCCUCCCUGUUUGUACAUUGGUCUCUGUGCCACAACCAAGCUUAAUGUAGUCUUAAAUUCCAGCAUAUGUUGCUGCUGCUUAAAUAUUGUAUAAUUUACCUGUAUAAUUCUAUGCAAAUAUGGCUUAUGUAAUAGGGUUAUUUUGUAAAGGUCUCUGUUUAAAAUAUUUUAAAUUUGCAUAUCACAACCCUGUGGUAGUAUGAAACGUUACUGUUAACUUUCGAACACGCUAUGCGUGGUAA